AUGGUCUCUACUACUACUCUCACAUCGAAGGUGGCUUCAGGUUCACCAUACCAACUGGACCAACCCCAGGUAUGUGAUCACGACAACGAAGAAAAAUUAAAUACAACACUCACUAACAUACGGCAGGUCCUGAAAGCUUCCUCCGCACUGCUUAAGCACAUCAAGUCAAACCAGGACGCGAAGGAAAAUUUGGCGACAAAGAAGACUCUGAUUGGCGAUAAUGACUCCGAUGACGAAGAUUCUCCCGCUCACAACGAGGCUGUGUGGCUGGUCCUCACCACCAAGAAGCACGUCGUGGAUAAGAACCGCCUCAAGCCUGGCAAAAUUCCCAUCCCGCACUCCUUGAACUCCUCGCCCUCUCUCAGUAUCUGCGUGAUUACCGCCGACCCCCAACGUGGCGUUAAGGAUAUCAUCGCCGAUCCCAUAUUCCCCCAAGAACUCUCCUCGCGUAUCGAGAAGGUCAUCGGCUUUUCCAAGCUGGCCGCACGCUACAAGAGUUUCGAGAGCAGACGCCAAUUGCUCUCUGAGUAUGAUGUUUUCCUUGCUGAUGACCGUAUCGUGACCCGCCUGGUGAAGACUCUUGGAAAGACAUUCUACAAGUCCAGCAAGCGCCCAAUCCCCAUUCGCAUCUCCGAGAUCGAGAAGGUUGAUGGAAAGAGGGUCAAGAAAGACCCUAAGGCGAAGAAGCCUGCCAAGGAAGACCGUAGCGCUUCAUUUGCUAGCCCUUUAAUCGUUGCAAAGGAGAUCGAGCGGACGUUGAACUGCGCUCCCGUGCAGCUUGCACCCUCUACUACUGCCGCUAUCCGUGUCGGAUCCUCUAAGAUGACCGCCGAUCAGCUGUCUGAGAAUAUUGCCGCUGUCGUUGACGGUAUGGUGGAGAAAUUUGUCUCCAAGGGCUGGAGGAACAUCAAGGCGCUUCAUGUGAAGGGCGCAAACACCAUGGCUAUGCCCAUUUGGCUGGCCAGUGAGCUGUGGGUUGAAGAUGAAGAUGUUGUCGAGACACUCCCCGAGGUCGAAGCCAAGCCUAGCAAGAAGCGCAAAAACGCUGGAGAGGAGAAGUUGCUUGAGGAGAAGAAGACCAAGAAGACCAAGUCUGCUGAGGACGAGGAAGAGGCUUUGCUUGCCACGGCGCGGAAAGAGAAGCUUCAGAAGCUCAAGGCCAAGGCUCUUCAGGACGGUGAGCCAGUGGCUGUGUCUAAGACCACCAAGAAGAAGACAAAGUCUACCACCUCAUGA
This is a messenger RNA of Penicillium taxi, 1236 nucleotides long. RefSeq lists its product as uncharacterized. The transcript has a single exon. The coding region runs from base 1 to 1236 and encodes 411 amino acids. NCBI's taxonomy places the organism in Eukaryota, Fungi, Ascomycota, Eurotiomycetes, Eurotiales, Aspergillaceae. The record is from RefSeq and is a predicted model, not a curated record.